AUGCUUACCCCAGCCCAGAAGCGCCGUUGGCCCGAACACCUACCUGAACUGAUCUAUGCUUACAACGUCACACCACAUGCUACCACUGGGUACUCGCCAUACUAUUUACUGUUUGGCGUUAAUCCUCACCUUCCCGUGGAUGCUUUACUCGGUAAGGAGCCUGUAGCAAACUCAAGACAUGAUUGGUUAGUUGUGCAUCAAGAGCGCUUGAGAGAUGCACAUGAGAAAGCCAAAGAAUACACUGAGUGCAAAGCAGCUGAGAGGAUUUCUCCUCUGAAUGAAAAAGUGUACUGUCCGCCCAUUGAUGUGGGUCAGUUGGUUUAUUUGCGCUACAGACCUCUAGGGAGGAACAAAAUUCAGGACUCUUGGGGCCCUACUGUUUAUAAAGUGAUCGAGGUGCAUGGGACUACCUACACCGUGGAGCCAGUAGAGGGUGGUCCUACUAAGAGAGUUAAUCAUGUUGAUUUGCGCAGUUGUGUUAAUUCUGGUCCUCUGUCUGAAGACAAACGAAUAACUUCCCCCCUUGGUGUUUCAUCUGUGAAGGAGUUGGCUUCUGACCCAGUUGAUCCCGAGCUUGCUGAACCAGAGGGUGUAGUACUUGAGCAGGUAACUUAUCCCCAGUUGAGACAGCCCACAGACUUGCUAUCUGAAGGUGUAAAAGUGGUAAAUAAUAACCCCGUGGGGAAUGAGUCAGAACUGGUUCUGGUGCCUGUUCAGAAGGAGUUGAACUCUCCUGAGCCAGAAGGUGUGCCAGAGAUGGUGGAUGUGGGAAUAAAUCCUAGAGGGCCCGAAUCAGAGCUUUCAGAGAAUAGUGUGAUAGUUCACGAUCAUAUCUUCCCUCAUUUUCCUGGUAUGCUGCUGAUGACCUGCAUUUGUGCUGUUUCUCCAGGGUCCCAUGACUGUUUUAAUAUUGAUACCAAAAACUACCGGAUCAUCAAGGGUCCAAAGCAGGCCCAGUUCGGAUACACUGUUCAACAACAUGUUGCUGCCGGGGGAGAGAAGUGGUUACUGGUGGGGGCCCCUUAUGAAAUGAAUGGCCCAUACCAGACAGGUGAUAUUUACAAAUGCUCCGUAAGCAAGCGAACCAAUGGCCACGGCUGUUCCAAGCUCAACCUAGGAAGGAUAUCUCUGACCAAUGUAUCAGAGAGAAAGGACAAGAUGAGGCUGGGAAUGACUUUAACAUCAAACCCCAAAGACAAAAGCUUUGUGGCCUGUGGACCUCUAUGGUCCUAUGAGUGUGGCAGCUCUUACUACAGCACUGGCAUAUGCUCCAGAGUAAACGCAAGCUUCAAGUUCUCCAGAACCAUUGCUCCCGCCUUUCAGAGAUGUGAGACCUAUAUGGACAUAGUGAUCGUUCUCGAUGGUUCCAACUCUAUCUACCCUUGGUAUGAGGUGCAGGCUUUCCUCAUCAAUAUCCUUCAGAAGUUUUAUAUCGGACCCGGACAGAUACAGGUUGGAGUGGUUCAGUAUGGGGAGAAAGUGGUCCAUGAGUUUCAACUUAGUGACUACAAAUCAGUAGAGGAAGUAGUGAAGAGAGCACGUAGUAUUGACCAGCGGGGUGGAGAGGAGACCAACACAGCUCUUGGCAUCAAUAUAGCACGUUCACAGGCAUUCAAACAAGGAGGCCGGCGAGGUGCAAAAAAAGUGAUGAUCGUGAUAACAGAUGGAGAGUCACACGACAGUCCGGAUCUCCAGCAGGCCAUUGAGGAGAGUGAGAGGGAUGGUAUCACUCGCUAUGCUAUUGCUGUCCUUGGCUACUACAACCGUCGAGGAAUCAAUCCUGAGGCCUUCCUCAAUGAAAUCAAAUACAUUGCCAGUGACCCGGAUGACAAACACUUCUUCAAUGUAACGGACGAGUCAGCUUUAAAGGAUAUUGUGGAUGCACUUGGAGAACGCAUCUUCAGUUUGGAAGGGACCAGUAAGAAUGGGACAGCGUUUGGCCUCCAGAUGUCUCAGGCUGGCUUCUCCUCACACAACAUAGAGGAUGGGAUUCUAGUGGGUGCUGUAGGGGCAUAUGAUUGGAACGGGGCAGUGUUGAAGGAAACUCGACAAGGGAAGGUGGUCCCUCCUAAGUCCUCCUACGCUCAUGAGUUCCCUGAAGAGCUCAAAAACCACGGUGCCUACUUGGGUUAUGCUGUUACUUCAGUGGUGUCAGCCAGAAAUGGUCGUCUACUUGUAGCUGGAGCCCCACGCUUUAACCACACAGGCAAAGUCAUCAUCUUCACCCUGAAGAACUCUGGCAACCUUACCAUCCUACAUGCCCUUAAAGGCCAGCAGAUUGGCUCCUACUAUGGCAGUGAGAUUGCACCUCUUGAUAUUGAUGGAGAUGGUGUGACAGACAACCUGCUGGUGGCAGCACCCAUGUUCUUCAGUGGAGGCAUGGAGAAGGGCAAGGUCUACAUAUACAGAGUGACAGAACUGAAUCGCUUCAUCCUUGAGGGGGCAUUGGAAAUCCAUAAUGGCGGACAGAAUGCGCGGUUUGGUUCCUCACUCGCUCCUGUCCCUGACCUCAAUGGGGAUGGCUUCAAUGACUUGGUGGUGGGAGCUCCAUUGGAAGAUGAUCACAAAGGAGCCAUUUACGUCUUCUUCAGCCAGUCCAACAGAAUACUCCGCAAGUAUAAACAGAGGAUAGCAGCAGUAGACUUGGCCCCUGGUCUGCAGUACUUUGGCCGUAGCAUCCAUGGGAGGAUGGACAUGAAUGAGGAUGGUUUAGUGGACUUGGCAGUUGGUUCCCUAGGUGCUGCUGUUCUCCUUUGGUCACGCAGUGUUGUCAGGAUAAACGCCAAUAUCAGGUUUGAGCCCAGCAAGGUUAACAUCUUUGUGAAGGACUGUCAAAGAGGAGGCAAAGACGUGACCUGUAUGUCGGCUAUAGUCUGCCUCAAUGUCACUUUCAAGACAGCCAUUCCUCCUACUCAGGAAGUUGUGAUUAAAUACAAUGUCUCCAUUGCUGAGCGACGCUUCAACCCACGGGCCGUAAUGGACAGCCUUGACAAGCAGCAGCCUCAGAACCUGACCCUGCUACCUGGAGAAGAGACCUGCGAGCACAUCUACUUCCAUGUGAUGGAAACCCCGGACUAUGCAAGGCCUAUAGUGUUUGCUGUACAAGUGGGGCUGCAGGAUUCUGACAGUGGGCCCGUUCUUGAUGAAAGCUGGCCCACUGUUGUAAGAACUGAGCUCCCCUUUUGGAAUGGCUGUGAUGAGGACGACCGCUGUAUACCAGACCUAGCACUGCAGAGUAUGACCGACUUGAUGACUCGAAAUCAGUUCUGUGCGCAGGUUAUCCACUCCCGUACUGCAUUCUGCCGGCACCCCACAGAUGGAGGGAUAGAGGGAUCUGAGCGGAUAAUAGAGGGGAACAGGAGAAGAAUGGUAGUAGAUGUCCGACUGGAGAACAAAGGAGAGAACGCCUAUGGUGCUCGUCUCAAUAUCACCUACACACCCAAUCUACGCUUUUCUAGCCUCAUAGUCAAGGACAAGUCAGACAUUAAGAUAGAGUGCUACAGUGAAGACAGGCUGAGGAAUGAGAGGCUCUGCAAUGUCAGUGCACCGUUUAUGAGGGCCAAAACUCAGGUAUCAUUUCGUGUGGAGUUUGAGUUCAGCCACUCUGUGUUCUUAAAGCACGUAAGGAUCAUCAUGGAGGCCAGCAGUGAUGGGGAGGAGAUGAGCUUGGCGGAUAAUUUCAACGACAUUUAUUACUCACUAAAAUAUGAGGCCGACCUGCUCUUCACAAGGGAUUCUAAUCCGACUCGGUAUGACAUCAAAUCAGACCUGUCACUCGAAGUACCUGGAGUUAUUGGCCCUCCAUUCAACUUCACUUUCCAGAUCCAGAACCUUGGUUUCUUCCCAGUGAAGGAUCUCCAGCUGAACAUUGAAAUCCCUGAAAUGACAAAAAAUGGCAACCAACUCCUGCAGAUUUCAGAAUUCUAUAUUGACCAGACAGACGGUACUCAUUGCAUACCACCUCAGCAUGUGGCACAGAGCCGUGCAUCACCUGAAGACCUCUCUCGCUUCUCACGCCUGAACAAGUCUAACACGCUGACACUUCCAAUCCAAUGUGCUGUCAACUUGGCCCCCUACAGAGAAGUUGGUGUCAGAAUUGCAGGGUUGCUCCGGAUAGAUGCCUUACAUGCACUGAAGUUCAAAAUCCUGGAGCUAGUGACCAGUGCAUCAGUGGAGCUCCCUUCCUCCAGCCCCAUGAUUUUACGUGAAGACAAGCCCGUCAGACAUAUAAUCUUGGAAAUCAGAAAGGAGGGAGAUUACAGGAUUUCCAUCUGGAUUAUCAUAGGCAGCACAUUGGGAGGGUUCUUGCUGUUAGCCCUGCUCAGUCUGGCUCUAUGGAAGCUGGGCUUCUUCCAGAGGCAGAAGAGGAGAGAUGAGGAUGAGCAGGAGGUAAAUGGGAAAGUGGCUGAAGAGCGGUAACGCAGGCGAGGGGUUCCCGCGACACACCUUUUCCACAGGGGAACCGACACUCAGGGACCUUCCCACCUCCAUUCCCGUUCUCCAGCACUACAGUGGCACCGCCGACAGACAGCUACGCCAGACUGCUGAAGCAUGACUUGCUCAGUGCACUGGGUCUGUCCCAAGCCACGACCCCUGACCCCAAUGAGUCAGCACUGUCACACUUAACCCAGCAACGCCUGCACUGUCACAACUCUAGGGCCCUCAUUGUCCAUGUGGUCCAUUGCCCUGGUUGUUAUUCCUCUGCAAACUUUGGAGAUGUUCUUUCUACAGCUUAAGGCUGGAGCGGUUGUACUCUCUCUGGCUUUCUGAAAGAGUGAAAGAGCAAGCUUUGAUUGAUCUAUUCAA
Molecule: messenger RNA, 4806 nt
Organism: Lampris incognitus (smalleye Pacific opah)
Lineage: Eukaryota; Metazoa; Chordata; Actinopteri; Lampriformes; Lampridae
Gene: itga11a
Product: integrin, alpha 11a
Exons: 30
Coding region: 1-4419 (1472 amino acids)
Biological process (GO): cell adhesion mediated by integrin; cell-matrix adhesion; integrin-mediated signaling pathway
Cellular component (GO): external side of plasma membrane; integrin complex
Molecular function (GO): nucleic acid binding; integrin binding
Source: RefSeq, a predicted model, not a curated record